Messenger RNA from Dermochelys coriacea (leatherback sea turtle), 3879 nucleotides. RefSeq names its product TTK protein kinase (gene TTK). The transcript is spliced from 22 exons. The record is from RefSeq and is a predicted model, not a curated record. The coding region runs from base 543 to 3185 and encodes 880 amino acids. Gene Ontology annotation, biological process: protein localization to kinetochore; mitotic spindle assembly checkpoint signaling; peptidyl-serine phosphorylation. Gene Ontology annotation, cellular component: nucleus; kinetochore; spindle. Lineage: Eukaryota; Metazoa; Chordata; Testudines; Dermochelyidae. Gene Ontology annotation, molecular function: protein serine/threonine/tyrosine kinase activity; protein binding; ATP binding.
GGGGGAGGAGUCACGUGGCUGUUUCUGCAGCGUGUGAAUCCGGCUUCAUACCCACAGGGCUCCAAGUGCCUUAGCCCGGCCGCCGGCAGAGAGGCGCUGGCCGGGCUGAAAGCAGCCCUUCAGCAGGCAGGGUCGGCUACGCGGCUGCCCUGAGUCGGCGCCCGCGCCCCGGGCCUGGCUGAAGCGGAGGGAGACGAAGCAGCGCCUGGACACGGUGGGAGGGGGCUGGGGCUCUGGAGCAGCGGAAGGAGACUGGUCCUUCCCCUCCCCCCCCCCGGAUGAUUGGCGGCGGUUCUAACUUCUCCGCUGGGGGGGCUCCUUCUCCCUAGUAGGGGGCGGGACUCAAAAGAGCCUCUUGUCCAAUCGGAACUAAAUUCUAUCCGCACCCUGUCGCCGAACCCGCCAAUCCGAGGCCGGCUUGUUGGGCGGUGACGAUAUUCAAACACAGAGCGCGGCGGCGCGCGCCGUUUCCUCUGCCCCAGGUCCCCCGCUCAUAACCUCCUGCCUCGGCGCAGCGGCCUCGCAGCAGCCCGCUUGGCGAGAUGGAGGAGGAGGAUUUAAGCGAAAGAGGACUGACAAUUGCUUCAAUCAUGAAUCGAGUCAGAGACCUGAAAAAUAAAUAUAAAAAUGAAGACAAUGUUACUGAUGAGCUUAAUUUUACUAAAGUCUCAGCUGAUACAACAGAUAACUCUGGCACUGUUAAUCAAAUUAUGAUGACUGCAAAUAAUCCGGAAGACUGGCUGAGUUUCUUGCUUAAAUUGGAAAAAAAGGGUAUACCUCAGACUGAUAUUAGUCUAUUGAAUAAAUUGAUUGGCCGUUACAGUCAAGCAGUUGCUGCACUACCUGCAGAAAAACACAGCCAAAAUGAGAACUAUGCUCGGAUCCUAGUGAGAUUUGCUGAGUUGAAAGCUUUUCAAGACCCAGAGGAGGCACGUGACCAGUUUCAUCUUGCCAGACUGAACUGCAAGAAAUUUGCUUUCGUGCACGUAGCUUUGGCACAAUUCGAACUGUCACAAGGAAAUGUAAAGAAGUGUAAACAACUUCUUCAAAAAGCUGUGGAAUGCUGUGCAGUUCCACCAGACAUGUUGGAAAUUGCUUUACAAAACCUACACUUGCAGAAAAGUCAGCUGCUUUCAGAUGAAGAGAAAGAGAACUUCACAGUAUCAAGCACACAAGAAUCUGGACCACAAAACAUGUCUGGAAAUCUCCGAAGUAGGAAAAAAAGUGAUUCUGGUGAAAUUUCUGCUAAUGCCCCCAGAUCUUCUCUUGGGGAGAAGAACAACUUUCCACAAGAGUCUGAUGCAGUCCUGGUUGGCCGCAAUCCCUUAAAGCAAUUAAACAAAUCUAACCAGGUGUGCCCAUUUGGGAGAGUCCCUGUUAAAUUAGUAACUGAUGCUGUAGAUACUGUAAAGAAGAUGGAUGCUCCACUUUCAACUAGUGUUACAAAGAGGAAGAUAUCUGUCUCUAAAUGCACAAAUUUGAUUGCGCCUUUUUUACUGCAUGCACCAAAACUUAAUGAGGAUGAUUCAUAUGAACUGGGAGACUUAAAGUCCUUACAAGAUGAAAGCUCUGUACAAUCACAGAUAUCAGAUGAGAGUUUAGAGACUGCAACUGAAUCAACUGUAACCCUAAAAAAUAAAACAGAUUUAAGUCUUGCAACAAAAAGAAAAGAAGAAACAAAUGUGCAGCAUCAGAAGCAAAGGAUACCGGAGCUGAGGUAUCUGGAAAGUCAUGAGCAGUCCAGUUCUUUUGGAAGUAACGGAAAACAAGUGGAGCAGUUAAAACUAAAUUGUGUUACAUCUGCAAAGAAAUGGGAGAUUCCAGAAGUGACACACAAGAGCUACACAGAGGGAAAGCGAUCAAGUUUUGAACAGCCUAUCCUUCCUGUUUCAAAAAGAUCAUCGCCAGUAGAAGCUGCUCCUAAAAGAAAAGAUCCAGUGUAUUUUUGUGGAACACCAAGCAACAACACGCUGAAUGAUUAUAUGGCCUGUUUCAGAACUCCAGUUUUAAAGAAUGACUUCCCACCAGCGUGUCAAGUAUCCACUCCAUAUAAUCAGUUUCCAUAUUUCCAGCCACAUACACCAGCAACUCCAUUUCAAAGCCAAAUUGACUUACAGGUUUCAGCUUCUGUACCUUCAAAUGAAUGCCUGGCCAUUAAAGGAAGAGUGUACACCAUAUUAAAACAAAUAGGUAGCGGUGGCUCGAGUAAGGUGUUUCAAGUAUUGAAUGAAAAGAAGCAACUGUAUGCUGUCAAAUAUGUGAAUCUUGAAGAAGCAGAUCAACUGACUGUUGAGAGUUAUAAGAAUGAAAUUGCUCAUUUGAAUAAGCUACAGCAACAUAGUGAUAAGAUCAUCCGACUUUAUGACUAUGAAAUCAGUGAACAGCAUAUCUACAUGGUAAUGGAAUGUGGAAAUAUUGAUCUCAAUAGCUGGCUUAAAAAGAAAAAGACUAUUAAUCCAUGGGAACGCAAGAGCUAUUGGAAAAAUAUGUUGGAAGCCGUUCACGCAAUCCACGAACAUGGCAUUGUGCAUAGUGAUCUGAAACCAGCAAAUUUUCUGAUAGUUGAUGGAAUGCUAAAACUAAUUGAUUUUGGCAUUGCGAACCAAAUGCAGCCAGAUGUGACAAGCAUUGUUAAGGAUUCACAGGUUGGCACAAUUAAUUACAUGCCGCCAGAGGCAAUCAAAGAUAUGUCUUCCUAUGGAGAAAAUGGGAAAUCAAAAUCAAAGAUAAGUCCCAAAAGUGAUGUUUGGUCAUUGGGAUGCAUUUUAUAUUGUAUGACUUAUGGGAGGACUCCAUUUCAGCACAUAACAAAUCAGAUCACUAAACUUCAUGCUAUAAUUGAUCCUAGUUAUGAAAUAGAGUUCCCUGACUUUGCAGAAAAAGAUCUCCAGGAUGUUUUAAAGCGCUGUUUAAUAAGGAACCCUAAACAAAGAAUAUCAAUUUCUGAAUUGUUGAUUCAUCCAUAUGUGCACAUUCAAACCUAUCCACAAACAGCCGUAGGUGGCCUGAAUACAAAAGGAACAACAGAAGAAAUGAAGCGCAUCCUUGGCCAACUUAUUGGUCUGAACUCUCCUAACUCUAUUUCUAGAGCUGCUAGAACUUUGUACGAACAGUGCAACAGUGGUGAAAGUCUUGAUGUAUCUGCAUUUACAAAACCUGGCAAUCAAACACGGACAAAGAAAUGAUGUGCAGUAAUGCAUGAUUUACUUGAAAUGUGUAAAAUAAUUUUGAUAAAAAUAUAUAUUGAUCUGCUCUUUUACAAAAAGGACACUGACAGCAUAAAGAUCCUAUAUUUAAAGUAAAUGUCAUUAUCUCUGUUGCGAAUAAUGCCAUAGAUUAUUAGUACAGAAUUUAAAAAAUCCAAUAUACUCUUUACCCUCUGCUGUCUGUUUACCAUUUGAAUGUCACUCUGGUUAAAUAGUGAAUAUGAGCUAGUCCAUCACACUUUAUGGUCCAGGUACUGGCACUAGGCUAUAGUAUUUGGAUUGCAAAUCCACAUGUGUGUGUCUAAAUAAAAAACUUUUUGAGGAAACUUUUAAAAAAAGAUGGGGGUGAUUUUUAGAUUUCUAUAAAACCAAAACUGUGGAUUUAAAGUCCCUGACAGGGUCCUUGCAAGUACCACUUGGAAAGUAUAUUCUACAGUUUCGUUCUUUACCGUCAAACAUAGUAAAUAUCAGUGACUUUCAUUAUGUCCAGUGGAUUGUCUUAGACUUUCGGAAAACAAACACUUCUGUAAUAUUGUUAAUGUUAAAGUGCUAAAACACAGCAUUGUUUGUUGAUAAAUGUAAAUCUAACAUCCUGGCUUUGAGAUUUUCAGUUGUCAUUGAUUGAUAAAUGACACACUGGAAGUAUUGAUAAAACUCUGAAGAACAAUGUAAA